ACAAGACAAAUUUGUGCAGACAAAAUAAACGCCUUUUUCUUGACGCGCGGGAACCAAGAGGUUUUAAAACAUCAGUCCGUGUUAUAUUAUUUAUAUUAUUUAAUCGUUUAAAUCGUUGAAACUGUUCACAAUUUGAAUACAAUUGACUUUAAAACGAAGUGAAUUAAAUACAGGAAAAGAACCAUGUCGAGAUUGCGGCAGAUCUCGCACGCUCUGAUGCGCAAGAAGCAAAUCAACAAGGACCCGACAGCCGCGGCGGCCUCGAGGCUGCGGAGAUGCCUCUCCGUCGGCGACCUGAUCCUUCUCGGCAUCGGUAACACGCUAGGCGCCGGCAUCUACGUCAUCACAGGUCAAGUCUCGAAAUGGAUCGCCGGUCCCGCCCUCGUACUCUCGUUCAUGAUCGCAGCCGUCGCCGCUGUUCUAGCAGGGAUGUGUUUUGCUGAGAUGGGGGCCCGCGUGCCAAAGGCGGGGUCUGCUUACGUUUACACCUACGUCACAAUGGGCGAGUUUAUCGGCUUCUUUGUCGGGUGGAAUGUACUCAUUGAAAACAUUUUAGGAGCGGCAUCGGUUGCCAGGGCGACGACGGCCUACAUCGACGCCAUGAUAGGGAACAAGAUGGAUACUUACUUAUCCGCGAAUCUUGCCAUGCAUACGUCAUGGUUAGCCGAAUAUCCGGAUUUCCUUGGUACAGCAUUGUGCAUAAUUUCAUCAGUUCUGAUGGGCAUCGGUGUCAAGACAUCAUCCGUUUUCAACAACAUGUUUACCGGACUCAACCUCGUGGUCAUCUCCUAUAUCAUAAUAUGUGGCUUCUUCAAGAUCGUCCCUUCCAACUGGUCCAUACCCAUGGACGAUCUUCCAAAGAUUCCCUGUGAUGAUCAACCGGAGUCGGUAUGGCUUAACAGCUCGUCAUCUGUUGUAACGGGUGGCCCAGAGAUGUGCUCCGAAUUUGGUAACGGGGGGUUCUUUCCCUAUGGAACGGGCGGGGUGUUUGCCGGUGCAGCGGUCUGCUUCUAUGCGUUCAUCGGGUUUGAAGUCGUAGCUACGGCAGGUGAGGAGGUGCGUAACCCGCAGAAGACCCUGCCAAUCGGCAUCAUGGUUUCAUUGCUCCUCACGUUUAUCGCAUACAUGGGCGUGUCGUGUGUCAUGACGCUCAUGUGUCCAUAUUUCCUAUUGGACGAGGAGGCUCCGUUGCCCGUCGCGUUCGACAAAGUGGGGUGGACCGUGGCGCGUUACGUCAUCGGAAUGGGCGGGAUCUGCGGACUAAUAACAAGCUUGUACGGUUGCAUGUUCGCUUUACCUCGCUUCCUCUACUCAAUGGCCGAAGAUGGCAUGCUCUUUAAGUUUCUUGGAGAAGUCCAUUCCCACUUCCAGACUCCACUUUAUGCUUGCCUUACAUCCGGGAUAAUUGCAGGCAUGAUCACCCUGGUCAUUGAUCUCCAAUCCCUGGUCAACGUCGUGGUCAUGGGGGCAAUGGUGCCCUUCCUCACUGUGGCCGCAUGCGUCAUUAUACUCAGAAAAGAACCGGACAUGUCAGCCCCCGCCUCAUCGAGCACCUUCCUUUUCCCUCAGAUUGAUGGGUACCAGGCGGGCUACGCCGAUGCCAAGCGAUCCUCCGUUGCCAAGUUCUUGAGCCAGGCGUUCAGACCAGUUUACGACGAGCCCACCCCGCUGUCAUAUAGAGUCGUCAUAGUUUGUGUAGUGUUAUUUAUAUGCACGUGUUUCGGUAUGGAGGCCAUGAUCAUCUUCGCGGAGGAAAGUCUCUUCAACCGGGAGCCGUGGGCCAUCGCCACAGCAUCUACCAUCGGAGCGUUCAUGCUGCUCCUACUGUUUAUCAUCGUCAAACAGCCAGAAAGUACAGUUCCAGUCGGCUUCAAGGUACCUCUCGUACCCCUGCUACCAGCUCUUAGUAUAUUCAUCGACUCCUAUCUUCUCAUGAAGAUGGAUGCCAUGACCUGGGUCAGAUAUCUUGUUCUAGUUCUUAUAGGUUUAGUCAUCUACUUCGGCUACAGUAUAUGGAACAGCAACGAGCGUUUAGCGAAGCCUGAUCGAUUCCGCUACCCAAGCACCCCCGCCGAGGCUCAGCAAGGCGGGCGAUGUCGGCGUACCAGCAGCAUCAUGCUCUGUAGCGAGUCCGGCUGCACCCACGAUCUCCCCCAUAAUCUUUUCGACAUCAGCAAGAAAAGCAGCGUCCAGAAUACGGAACCGACCGAGAUUACCAAACUGAUCAGCGAAGCUUCCAUUUGAUUGUGCUAAAAAUCAUCGAACUCCUCGUCAUUGACGCAGUCGACACCGGCCGGCUGGAGGGACGCUCCCUUUGAUGUCCGUUGCACACGAAGCGUCAUAUAAGUUGCGCUGUUACAAUAGAAUUUAAUAUUAUAAUUUUUUAGAAUAUAAUUUGUAUAUAAUAUAAUUUAGAAUAUGAUUUUGUUGUCUGCUUCCAAAGCAAAAGAAAAAACUUCCCUUCCGGGUGAUCAUACAUCAAAUUUCAAAAUGGAAAGAAGAAGGGAAAAAAGAAAGGAAAGUAACAGAAAGAAAAUGAGGGAGAGAAGGGGGGAUCAGAGGAAGAUAAGAGAGAUUUAGGAAGGAAAGAGGGAGAAAGUACAUGGCAUAUAACACGAAGGUUUAAAAAUUAUUGGGAGGGCAGCUGCACUGCUGCCGCUCGGAGGAAGAGUACACAAAGUAGCAAGCUGCUCUAAUCAAGCAUGUUAAAUCAAUUAACCCCUCGAUCUUCCUGUGAUUCGAAGCAUAGUUUAAACUAGUUAUUGUUUAGGCGGGCCAAAGACUUCUUAAAUUAAUAAUGGCGUUCGUUUUCCGUCAAUGCGAUUGUUCUAUAAACCUGCGCUAACCAAGCAAAUCGCCCAUUCAUCGCUUUGUUUAAAUUGUUCAUUUUGCAAUCACUUUUUUUUGUGUACGCUGACGCCUGUCACAUGGUGUGUCAAAGACCGAAACCAAUCACUGACGCAUUGUUACGUCAAUAAAAUUACGCAGUCCUACGUCAAUAAAAUGACGCCUCGUAUGCAACGCGUAUUUGAGUCCCCCCUCCCCUGGGUUCAAUUCGUUAGCGUGUUACCUAUGAUAGUCAAUUAGCCAAGUGAAAGCAAUUGGGCAAUUAAUGCUUUAGUAAUUCAAGAACUCGUUUGCACUUUCCUUUUUGCAAUUUAACGAUGACGCCUCUCACGUUGGGCAUCUAAGACCUCACAAGUCACUGAUGCCGUACGUCCUCCGUCAGGCAAAUGACGCUUUGUGUGCGGCAAAGGCCGGCGGACCAUGGAAAGGACAUUGGAAGUGGAGUACUUUUAUUAGGCUUACGAUCUUUCCGAAGAUGAUGCCCUUGGAGGAAAUGAAGAUCUGAAUAUAAGCAUAAUAAUGUGCAAUUAGAAAUAGGCAAUCUGUAGAAAACAUUGAUGGUAUCUUAAUUGUCUUAAUUUGUAAGUUAGAAAGGAUCAUUUUUUUCAAUCCAAUCCAAUCCAAUUCAAUUCAAUUUCGGUUUAUUUAUAUCAACAUAUACAACGUACAAUGCUAUAGUCCAAGGACCAAUAAUGCUAUGUUUAAAUAAAAUGUGCAUAAAAGCAGAAAUGAUCAUAAUUAUACAUGUACAAUUAAAAUUAUAAAAAAUAAAGUUAUAUAUCAUAAUUGUUCAUAUACCUCAAGCUAUAUACAUAUUUUGCUGAAUGAUAUUAGAUGGAUUAAUAACUGUUAAGUAACUUGUAUCAAUCGCCAUGUUUUUCGUUUGUUUUGUAUUCGACUUUCCCCGAUUGAUAUUGCACAUGUGAAGAGAAUGUAGCUGCACUUUCAAUCAGACCAAUUUCUAUAUGGCUUUUAAAAUGUUUAUUAUUCUAAUCGGGUAGUUUCAUUAUUUGACGGCGCUCGAGUGUGUUAUCUACCGAAAAGGGGCAUCGUUGUCGUUUUUAAUGGUUAUUUGAAAGUCUGUUCCGUAAUAUCAUAUCGACACCAGUGCCAUUCAUUCUCAAAGAAAACAUGCCUCUCUAUCGUAUAGUUCUUCUU
Molecule: messenger RNA, 4005 nt
Organism: Strongylocentrotus purpuratus (purple sea urchin)
Lineage: Eukaryota; Metazoa; Echinodermata; Echinoidea; Camarodonta; Strongylocentrotidae
Product: high affinity cationic amino acid transporter 1
Exons: 12
Coding region: 184-2244 (686 amino acids)
Biological process (GO): transmembrane transport; amino acid transport
Cellular component (GO): plasma membrane
Molecular function (GO): amino acid transmembrane transporter activity
Source: RefSeq, a predicted model, not a curated record